AGAACAACAGUGGAUCGUGGAGUAACUUACAUUGGAGUGUGCAGUGUGUGUAAACUGGAACUGAACAUUUGAAGAUUUUAGACAACCGUUUGCAUCAUUCUUGCAAUUGGUUGCAGUUAAAACUUGCAGACUAAUAUUUUAUUUCAGAUUCAAUGUUACCAUUCGAGUGAUUAAAAUGUCGACUUUAAAUGCAAUUGAUCACAGACUGGCUUACUGGCAGAACUACAAAUAUUACGAGGGACAUUUAUUCGUCAAAGUACAAAGAGUGGGCUAUGAGAAGAGAUGGAUGGUGUUGCUAGGCAACGAGAUUCACAUCUAUACAACGAAGAUACCCCAGAGAGAUCAAGGGUCUGCUAAGCCCAUCCAACAUUACCCGCUGCACCCAAGCAUAUCUAUCACCAUCGACAGUGAUUUCAAGAUGCAUAUCAAAUGUGAACUUUGGACCAUCAGAGCUCAGGCCACUUCUAAUGAAGAAAGGGAGAACUGGAGAAUACGAAUUCAUACCAUUGCGAGGGGUGAGACCCCUGACCAGGGCAGGUUAUUGCCUGGACAACAGGAGUUGCUUGCUGAUAUCUUACAGAAGGAGACGGUACGGAAGCUGAACCCUGGUAAACCAGUAGGACCGCCUAGAAGAGGAAGUCUUCCUGGUCUGCACUUACCACCCCAUCAGCCAAGCCCGGGAAGAAGACGAGUCUCAUCCUUCAAUGAUGGACAAGGUCAAGUUACAGAUAACUCAUAUUACAAGUUUCUUCCGGAAGACAUAGCCUACAGUCAGAUGCUUCCACCGGUAUGGUUCUUUGGUAAGAUCUCAAGAGCUAAAGCAGAAGAGAUUCUCCACCUCUCUACAUCCCAUGGUGAUCUACUCCUAAGAGAGAGUGAGGCCCAUCCCGGACAGUACACUCUCUCAGUCAGGCAGGACACAGAUAACAAGAGUCUCAUCAGGCAUUAUAUGUUCAAGAAAAACCCUUUUGGGUUUACCCUUCUCAUUGAAGAUAAGCCUCCAGUUCUGGCUUCGAUGUAUGAGUUGAUGUGGUUCUUCAUCCAGGAGAGUGGAGGACAUUUAUUACCCAUCCAGAAGGAUCCAAACCUUCCCUCUACAAUCUAUGACAUCAGGUUUCCUUCUGCACAAUAUAAAGAUCCAGCAAACGGAGAGACGUCAUCCAAGCCGGAUAGAGGUAUGAUGCGUAAAUCAGCAAGCUUAGAUGAUAACACCAUGUCACGUAACAGUGUGCUUGAGGAAGAAGAGAAUGACUACCUGGUCCCAGACAUUGUUAGUCCAAGAGGACGACAUCCAUCAUCGACCAUCAACAGGUCUCCCUUGAUGAGUGUGAGUGAAUCGUUUGAUGCCCCGGAUGAUACGUAUUCCCCUGCUGAUGAUGAUGUGCCACUCAGAGAAGCUCCUCGGCCUCCACAAUUAGCGGGUCAACACCACCCCUACUCAACCAACCCCAACCCCUCCCCCUCCCCAUCUCAUCACCACCGCCGGAGUGACGUGCCCCUUCCCUCUCCUCCUGGUGACAGCCUGAACCUUACCACCGGCUACGUCAAGAUGAAAAGCUUCCAUUCAGCUCCAGCUCUGCAUCAAGUUCGUAGACACGAUGAUGUGGGUUAUAUCAACAUGAAGAAACAAUCUAGUCUGGAUGAAGGUAGCCAUGGUGAUGGUGCUAGGGGUGAUGGUAAAAGCCUGACCCCGCCUCCUCUUCCCCGCAAGUCCCGUAGUCACCAUGGUUACUGUACCCAUUUAAAGUCCGUACCAGAAGAGCUUGCAGAGGCUGGAUUCACCUCUCCUGUAGUGCAGCAUUUGAAGUCUCCUUUAAGACCAACCAACUCCUGCCCUGCUAGUAAUGUGGGAGAACUCCAAAAAGCUUUCAAGAGAUUUGGACUGCGAGAAGAAUCAAGCACAUAACCAAUGGACAAUGCGCAUGAAAGAGGAACAAAGAGAAUGUCAGACGAUUAAAACUCAAAUAAAGAAUCGUGAUAUAAUUGUCAUAUGAAAGGACCACUGGGCCAGUGCUGUGUACAUGAAUGGGGUGUUUCUCCUGAAGAAUUUUGCAAUAUGGAAAUGGAAAAGUGGCCAAUGAAAUUGAUUCGAUAGCCGAGAUGGAAUACCGUAUACCAAGAUGGAGUUUUGCUGCAAAGGGUGGAAAUAUUUUUAGCAGAGUGGAAUUGAUUUGGUUGAAACCACCGAGGAUCAGGGAAUGGAUAAUUUGACAGGAAUGUGAUGGGUAGACAUGAUGGGGGAGGAGCCAUUAUACAUGAGAUGGGAGGAGCCAAUGGCCAUUAUUCAUGAGUUGGGAGGAGCCAUUAUACAUGAGAUGCUAUUCACCUACAUCAUGGAGAUUAAUUUUAGUGAUAUCACACGAGAAGAAAAUAGUGUCAGAUAAGUGAAAAGCUGGAUGAUUAUAAAGUACAAUGUAUUACGAUCUAUUGUGGGAGAUUGAUGGAAGGAAAAAAGUACCGGUAGAGAGACAACAAUUCAAAAUAGUUGGUUUAUUGUGCAUAAGAUAGAAGAUAUAUACAUGUAGUAUCAUGUAAGAAGAAUUGAUAGUCCAGGUAGUUUUUGAGCUGACUCACCAGCCCUAAUAAUCAUACUUGACAUUUCUUUUUUUUAAAAGAGAGAUGAUGGAAAGUUUGCUAGAAUGGAUUCUUUGCCUAUGCAAUGACUCGGAAGUUUGGUGAAAACUUGAAAGAGAUUUGGAAGAGUGUACAUACAUUUGUAUCUCAUAGUUCAUCUGCAGUAAAACAGGUUUUGACAGUCUCUCAUUCAUUUUUUGAGCUGUGAUUUUGUUUUUAUUUAUGAAUUUGAAUUGAUUUUUUUAUAAAAAUGGUUGUUUUAAAGAUAUUUGCUACUGGGCUAGAAAGUAAAAUGUCAUAUUCCAAACUCCAUUUUGUUUCUUUAUGCUGGAAUCAUAUUUGUUGGAACAAGAACUGGGUCAUCUCUUUUUUUAUGGUUAAGAAUACUAGACAUAAGCUCUCAAAACCUGUUUUCCCUUUCAGGCAGCUGUAUUGCUCUACCACAAAUCUCAUGUGUUUCUGACAAAAGGCACUUCUGGGAGGUGAAUACCAGAAAGUGUCUUGAUAUAAGAUAAUUGCAAAUAACAAGCACUUUUGUGGCAAGAAACUUUUUUACGGUGGACAAAUUCAAUGGUGCUUCAAAUAUUACACAACAUGAAAACUUCCCAAAUCUGACGAACUCGAAUAUUUGUGAACGUUUCCAUGCACACAAUAUAUUUCUUGUCUUUUGAAAAUGUCAUUGAAUGACUGGGUAACAAGCUCGUGUGAUGGCAAGGAGGCUUCUUGGUGUUUCUACAGGGUUACUAUAGCGACGCUUAAAGAGAGAGAGUAUCCUUAUUUCUUUACCUCGGCUAACUCGCUUCAUUCUUACAUUGUGUGAAUAGGUUUAAAAGUACAUGGAUUUAGAAUUAUCAGUGUCUUGUAUUCAAAAUGUAUAUUAAUAAACAGAUGUGAAAACUAAGGAAUUGCUUACAAAAUUGAAUUCCUGUUAUCAAAUUCAAUGAAUUGGCAAAAUGCUUGUUUCAGAAUUUUGCAGGAAUAUUUGUAAACUUUAAGAUAGUAAAUUGCAUUUUUACUUCUUAAAAAAAAAAUUAUUGUUGAAAGUGUUAAAUGUACACUCACAGAAUAGUAUAUACAAUUCGGGUAAGAGUAAUAGUCUAUGGAUGUGUUGAUAUAAUCAUUGAUUCAUCAUAGAUGGGGGGGGGUGGUAUAUAAAAAACUGAAAUGCGCAUUCUAGUACAUUUAGGGCAAUUCCACCCACCGGUCAUUUAAAAAAAGAGACAAUUUUAUACACAAAGAUUUGAUGAACCAACCAAUGUACAAGUAGAGCGCCAGGAGUGGCAAUGUGCCAGACACAAGCGCUAUAUAAGACUCAACUAUUAUUAUUAUUAUUAACAUAUGCUUCCACUACAAGGUACAAUACAUCAUGAACUUCUUUUUGCUAGUAUUUAGUUCAAGGAUACAAUAUGCCACAUUCUCUGAUAGGGUUCUGUUCUUGAUAUCUUUUAUCAUUUAAUCUUCUUUGAACAGGGUUUAGAAAUUGAUAUGAUACCUUGUCCUUCCUCUAAUAAAUCUGUGUCCCCUCCCACUGUAGUGCAUGGCACUGCCCCCUUCAUGAAUGGAGAGGGGACCAAUUAUCCCCUGCCCCUUACCCUGGCAAUUCCCUGUCUUCUAUCCCUGUAUUUAUAGGUGCUACGUAUCCUUGAAUGAAUAGAAGGUUAUCUGGAAUUCCAUCAUUUUAUCAACUGAAGGUUGUCUAUGUUUAUACCAGAUACUCUAUGAAACAUACCCCGUGAUAGUUUAUUUCUAGCUUAGAAUUCAAUACAAACAAUAGCAGUCCUUCUCCACUGUGAACAAUGGACAUACAUGUACAUGUAGCAAUCAUGCAAGUGAUAUGUAAACUAUUAUGAUUAAAACAAGAUGAUGAAAGGUGUACAAUCAUAGUUUUUCCCAAUUUUCCCUAAAAUAUGUAUUUUUAUUUUGUGUAUAUAUGUUGCAUACAUGCACGUACAUGUAAGGGGAGGCCAUGCUAUAUGUAUUUUAUCAGUGAGCCAUUUAUUAUCAUAACAAGUAUUAUGUCAUGACUCGAAUAUAGUUACUUUAUAAAACUAUGCAAAUUACUCCAUUUACCAAUCUAUAUUACAUGAAAUUAGACCAUCUUUGAUACUGCUUUAUCUGGUUCCAGUAAAGUCUUGCCUUCAAAAAAAAUUAUUUGUGCCUUCAUUUUUAUAUCAUGACUUAUUUUUGAUAAUGCGAUGACAUAUCCCAAUGUAUAAAGACAACUGUAUAGUGAUAUUGCAAUAAUUUGUAUGUUUGUAUGGAGAUAUGUAUUCAAUUAUAUGUAUAUGGGAUCCUGAGGUUAACAAGCAAUUUGAAUUAUAUGUAGAUAGAUCUUGUGUGAAUACAGAAAAACCAGUCAAUGAAUUUCAUCAUAAUUCCUAUGGUUUUAGUUUUAGUUUAUGAUUAUAUUACUUUGACUAAGUUUGGGAUUUUUUUUCAUCGUCUUGCCAAGAUUAUGGAGUUAUAAGAUUAUUAAUGAUAAAAGGUCUCUAUGGAAUAUUGUUAUUAUUAUUACCAAUUGUAUGGGUUUUAUAUUUGAUAGGGAGUCGCAUUUAGAAGCAAUCUGCACAUCUGUAUGUAAUGGUUUUCCACACCAUAGUAUACCUAAUUGUGUUUUU
Messenger RNA from Strongylocentrotus purpuratus (purple sea urchin), 5192 nucleotides. RefSeq lists its product as uncharacterized. Gene Ontology annotation, molecular function: signaling adaptor activity. The record is from RefSeq and is a predicted model, not a curated record. The transcript is spliced from 12 exons. The coding region runs from base 176 to 1906 and encodes 576 amino acids. Lineage: Eukaryota; Metazoa; Echinodermata; Echinoidea; Camarodonta; Strongylocentrotidae.